Messenger RNA from Talaromyces rugulosus, 1326 nucleotides. RefSeq lists its product as uncharacterized. The record is from RefSeq and is a predicted model, not a curated record. The coding region runs from base 1 to 1326 and encodes 441 amino acids. NCBI's taxonomy places the organism in Eukaryota, Fungi, Ascomycota, Eurotiomycetes, Eurotiales, Trichocomaceae. Gene Ontology annotation, biological process: protein phosphorylation; regulation of mRNA processing; spliceosomal complex assembly. Gene Ontology annotation, molecular function: protein kinase activity; ATP binding. The transcript has 3 exons.
AUGAGCAGACCGCCAACUCCACCAGCUGAUCCUCCCGCAAGCCGAGCUCAAUGGCGCUUUCAUGCACUGUCUGCACCUACGGAAUGGAUCGAGGAUUACCGUCCAGGGAAAUAUCACCCUGUUCACUUUCGUGACAACCUUAAAUCGUCGCGCUAUCGCAUAAUUCGAAAACUUGGAUAUGGGUCUUUUUCCACUGUGUGGUUGGCCAAGGACCAUAUGCGUAACCAGUAUGUUACUGUCAAGAUACUGAUCGCGGAUCCGGAUGCAUCAAAACAUGAAUUGGCAAUUCUGCAAGUACUUUCCCGCAGCUCCGCUCAAGGGAAAAGCCACGUCAUGAAUAUGCUAGACUUUUUCGAGCACAAGGGUCCCAAUGGAGUCCACCGUUGUCUAGUCUUUGAGUUGAUGGGUCCUAGCGUAGCUAGUGCGUCCGAAGAUCUCCUCGAUGAUGUGGUCGACGCCUCCAGCGAGCAACAAAGGUUCCCAAUCUGGAUGGUUAAGAGGAUCCUCCACCAUACCCUGCUUGGUAUUGAAUUCUUGCAUGCCAACGGGAUUGCACACGGAGACCUUCAACAAGGCAACCUCCUAUUCCCUGUAAAGGACUUGAGCACUGUUGGUGAAGAAGAACUAUCUCGGAACGACGAAAUUUCAGAGCCUGUUCGUAGGUUGGACGGCCGCACAGAUCUCUGGGCACCCAAGUACCUUGCUCUAGACCAGCCACUAUCUCAAUACAUUGACGCUAGCCCUGGAUUCAAUAUCAAAAUCUCAGACCUGGGAGGAGCUUUCUUCCUGUCCGACCCUUCUAACAAAUUGGUGACUCCGGUGGCACUUCGCAGCCCUGAGCUUAUUUUUGAGAAAAAAAUUAACAAAGACCAAGACAUUUGGAGUUUUGGUUGCCUGAUAUUUGAACUCUUUACCAGUAGACAUCUAUUUUUGGUAACGGACAUGGGCCGCGAAGAGGAAGUCAACGAUGAUCACUUUCUUCAAUUCAAUGACGUUCUCGGGCCACUUCCUGGCACCUUACUUGCAAAAUAUCCUCGUGCACAUAUUUACUACAACGAGAAGGGUGAGAAGGUGAAGAACUAUAUCGGCGAGCUUCCGGAAGGGUUUGACCCUAGUACGAUAGAGCCUUCACCGUCUCUCGAGCAGGCGUUUGAUAAGGAGAAGCCUGUCGACAUAGACGAUGAAGAAGGCUAUAUUAUCAAGGGUAUACUUAGAUGUAUCCUAGAUUAUGAUCCGGCUAAGCGACCUUCCGCUUCUGAGCUUCUGAAGCAUCCAUGGUUUUCUGCUAUUGCUAGUGAGGAGGAGACAAAUGUUCGAAAUGAAUAA